Molecule: messenger RNA, 3699 nt
Organism: Pestalotiopsis fici W106-1
Lineage: Eukaryota; Fungi; Ascomycota; Sordariomycetes; Amphisphaeriales; Sporocadaceae
Exons: 2
Coding region: 1-3699 (1232 amino acids)
Molecular function (GO): protein binding
Source: RefSeq, a predicted model, not a curated record
AUGCCUGCGGCGCCGCCAGUUCCUAUGCGGUUUCCCUGCUGGUGCAGAGCUGUAUACUCGUGGGGAGGAGAGUCGCAGCGAGAUCUUGGCUUCGUCGAGGGUGACUUAAUAGAAUGUCUGAACGCGGGAGACGGCUCAUGGUGGACGGGAAGGCUGAGGAGAAACAAGACGGUCGGCAUAUUUCCCUCGAAUUUUGUUGAGGUCCUACCAGAGAACUUCCGUCCGGUCAGCAGGUCAACAAGUCCUUUGACGUCUAGUAACACGCCGAGUCCGACGUCCGGCAUAAUGCAAAAGACCAAGUCGAAGCCCUUCCGGAAACCGUUCGAGGCAUACGCAAAGGCGCCUCAUUACACAACUGCCAAACAGCCCGAGAUCAUUCGCGACAUGCCGCAACGCCAAAACUCUCACAACUCCUUCCAAGAGCCGCAGCGCCAGAACUCUCGCAACUCCUUCCAAGAGCCACCGCCGAGAACGCAACGCCUAAAUUCUCACGCCUCGAUCUAUCAACAAACAAAUCUUGUCGACGAAAUGGGCCGCAGACCAUCCGCGCCCGAGAUGCAUGGAUAUGGCUCAAGAGCGCCAUCGCCAGCACCCUCAAUGUCCAAUUAUGGCCAGGCCUACACACAACGAGCAUACUCGCCCGCGCCGCCUAUGCUGAACCAGGCAUAUUCGAUGAGAGCUCCUUCGCCAGGACCAGGCUUGCAAAUGUCAUUUUUCGGAGCGCGAGCGGCAUCUCCACAACCACCGCCUUCACCAAUGCAACAUGGGUCAAGAGCCCCGUCACCUGCUCCGUCCUUUAGCUUCACACCUUAUCGUCCGGGUGCCGAACGGAACUCACCUCCACCGCCAGCUCCACCCCCGCAUCGCUCUGCUCCCUUGAGCAGAGGGGGUUCCAACGCUUCAUACGAUGCUAGACCUCACACGCCAAGAGCUCAUUCGCCGGUACCGCCUUCGCCGGGCGGCGAGGGCUUCACCCCGUCGCCCCUGAGGGAAGCCAUGGAUGGCGUCAUGGAGCAACUUGAUGCGCUUGGAAUCAAUCAUCAAAGUGACUCGCCAGAACCGCCUCUGGACCCGUGGUCACCAGAAUCCUUUGACAUGGUUCACCACCGCUCUAAGCGGAAAAAUCAAAGCCAGAUGAGACCUCAAACCUCGAUGGGUGUUGCGCUACAGGAUGAAGGGUACGAAACGCGCAGUGGCGGAUCGUCGACAGAAAACACCUUUCACAGCAGUAGUUAUCGUGAUGACCCUCAUCAGCUUCCUCAACUGAGCAACUAUGUAGAGAGGAUGGAAUCACGCCUCAAGAAAAUGCAUCAGCACAGUUCCAGCUUGAGUGUGCUUGAGGAUCACCAUGAGAUGGGUCCUCCCCCGCCGCCAAAGAAGCAUGGAUUUGACCGACCGAAAUCCGCCAUGGAUGAAGGGGAGAGAAGAGUGCGGAAGCAGAAGUCUUCAUACGACAUGGGCCGCCAAGCACUGAAUCGCACGGCCACAACAAAGACCACCUCGACCGAGGCUACCAACAGCAGCAGUAAUACUCAAAGCACCAAUCACAGUCUUAUGAGUGGCGUUUCAGCUGGUGGGAUCAGUGCAACCAGCGCAGGAAGUUUGGCCCGUAAGAAUCGUAAUCGAGCUCAAAGCGCCCUCGGAUAUCGCACGGCCGAGGAAGCCCUGCUUCCAGAAGAUCGCCCCACGACACCGUUCUCUGGCAUAUCUUACCAUCCGAGUCAUUCAAGUAGUCAAUUUCGGUCUCAAUCUCAGGCUGGCUUUCAUGAUGAUGGAAUUGCAUCGAUUGGUGGUCUUGUCUCGCCUAGCGCCGUCAAGCCAAAGAGGUCGAAUUUUAUUAAGAGAAUCCUCGAAGCAACAAAGACGGGCGUUGCUAGCGGUCGUAGCACGAUUGCUGGCGUGUCCACCUCGGCUUCUUCCUCUCCAGUCCGGCCUAGUGUAAUGACAGCUAUCUCUGGAGGUGCUAGCAGCAUCAAUCUUACGAGAGAAACGACAGCACGGGAUAUGGGAAUGUCAGCUGGGGUUGAUUGGGUACAGGUCCGCCGAGACGUCAACCGCUCAAACACUUUGAGCAAAAACGAGCGCAACGAGCGAAGAGAUCGUUGCCAGAUGUUGGACUACCCUGCCAUUGAUCCUGUCGAAGAACUGUAUGAGAGUAUUGAAGGCGAUGAGGAUGCAGAAGGCUUGCCAGUUCGGAAUCCAACGGACUAUCAGAGCCUCAACUUGAGUCAGGUCGAUAAAAACUCCCGCUUCAUCAAGAGUCUACCACCUAUGACGACGGCUAUCACACUGGCAACAACUUACGUCUGUCGUCCGUAUCGAAGCGAGGUCCAACGACUUCGUGCUAUUUUCAUCUGGGUAGCUGAAAUGAUCAAUUGGGAGGAAGACUUUGAAGGAGACGUCGACACAAGAAGAGUCAUCAUGACCAAAAGGGGAUGUGCAGAAGAAUAUGCCGCUCUCGUUCAUGAGAUGUGUGAAGCCGUUGGUAUUCACUCAGAAGUCGUCCGAGGCUACCUCAAAACACCUGGAGAGGUUCCCGAGACGAGCAUCAUGCCUCGUUCCAAUCACUGGUGGAAUGCUGUGCUUGUCGACGAUGAAUGGCGCAUCAUAGAUUGCUGUCUUGCAUCCGCAUCGAACCCGCGCCGGGCACUGUAUUCUAGUUCCCCCAAUGUCAAUGCCGAUGGGUGGUGGUUCCUCGCUCGGCCAAGCGAGAUUUGCUGGACGCACGUCCCCGAACACCAUGCUCAACAACACAUCUGCCCACCAGUGCCGCAUGAUGUUCUUCUCAACCUGCCUGGCGCCUGCCCACCAUAUUUCAAGAACAAUCUGGCCAUGGUUGAUUAUAAUACAUCGCUGACACGUAUCGAGGACCUUGAGAUGGUACACAUCAAGUUCAACGUACCCGCAGAUGUCGAGGUAGCCGCCGAGGUUGAAGUUCGUGCCUAUUCCCGCGACAGCGAUGGAGACUUUUUCGAGUCUGGUGAUGUAAUCAAGAAGCGCGCUCUAGCUCAAGCAGAGUGGUAUAAUGGAGAUAAGCGAUACACCAUCAAGGCUCUCCUUCCGGGAGAUGAGGGCUCGGGUGUUCUCAAGGUCUACGCUGGCAAACGUGGCCUGAUGCACAGUAUAAAGGACAUCCCCCACCCCCUAGCAUUUGCGCUUCCCAUCAUCCAUACGGGCGAGAACCCUCCAUAUGAAUUUGUUACUCGACACCCGACGCCCCAUGCUCAGAGGCACGACAUUUAUGUUGUUCAGCCACAAUGCCAAAAGCUUGCCCUGAACAAUACCUUUGUCUUUGCCAUUCGUCAGCAUCCCUCGACGGCUGCUGGCGCGCCUUCCAGCAAUCCAGGUGGUACUAGUCCUAUCCCCUUCAUGAGGCCUGGAAGCGCAAUGAGCAUGGCGAGCUCGCUCCCUAGUAAUGCCAGUAGCAGUGGCUAUGGCGGGGGCCCAAUAAACGGAAAGAAGCCGGCCAAGCUGGCGAUUCAGACGCCCGGUGGAAAAAUUCUUCGCUUGAUGCGCAAGGAAGAGCGCCGAGGCAUGGGUGUAGGAAGCAGGAAUCUCGGAGAAGAGGAGGAAGUCAGCGACGGCGGUAGCUGGGAGACGAUCAUAAAGUGCUCCGAACGCGGUGUCUGGCGAGGUCUAGUCCUUGCCGACCGGACUGCAAAGUGGUGCGUCUUUGCGGAAUGGAUCUGUGUGGGCUAA